Molecule: messenger RNA, 1526 nt
Organism: Penaeus monodon (black tiger shrimp)
Lineage: Eukaryota; Metazoa; Arthropoda; Malacostraca; Decapoda; Penaeidae
Product: cubilin-like
Exons: 11
Coding region: 5-1420 (471 amino acids)
Source: RefSeq, a predicted model, not a curated record
AUUAAUGUUUUCAGACUGCGGAGCCGUUGUUAAUGGCGAAGUCGCUGGCGAGGGUGUCAUAGCGACCCCAGGAUACCCCGAGCAGUAUGCUAAUGGCCUGUACUGUGUGUGGACCAUAUUGGCAGGGAAAGGAAAGCGAGUGCGCUUGAACUUCGAGGAUUUCGAGGUGACCCGAACACCCGGAUGCAGUGGGGACUACCUCUUCGUCUCACGCACUGGUCUCUCAAAUGACACGAGCGUCAGACACAUGUGCGGCACCGACACCCCGGGAGAAUUCGUGAGUGAAAAGGACGUCCUGUAUGUGGAAUUCCGAUCCUCUCCUGACGGCGACACCUGCAGGGGGUUCUCCGCCAGGUAUACGCUCGAGGAAGUCGUGGUGACCUGCGGGGACACUGUAUCCUUCCUGGAGUUCGACUUCGAGAACCCCGAGUAUCCUGCCCCGACGAGGAACCUGAGCAGCCACUGCGAGCUGACCAUCUCUCAUGACUGCGAGAUCCCCAUCUGCCAAGUCAGACUGGAUUUCCACGAGCUGGAGCUUCAGCCCCCUGAGUACGGCAACUGCGACUCGGACCAGUUCAUGGUGCGUGCGAAUGAGCCUGUGCCAAUCCUCUGCGGAAGCAACAAUGGCCAGCACUUAUACGUGGACGUGGCUGGCCGGGCGAGCACCAGCCUCCACGUCCUCACCAGCGAAAUCUUCCCGAAGCCCGUGGGACACAUGGACGACCCCGUGACAGGCAAUAUCAUACCGCGCGAGUGGCGUUAUGAAGUCGAGGACAACCGGCGCUGGAAGGUCCGGGUCAACCAGAUCCCCUGCGACUGCGCCUACGACCACCUGAAGACGUCCACGCCGAGGGCACCAACAGGCUGCCUCCAGUACCACGUAGGCAUCAGGGAAACCGUCAAAAGCUUCAACUUCGAGGGCACGAAGCUGGACUACAACCCCUGCUGGAACGGCACCGAGCUCGACUGCGGCAGAAGGGUUUGGACAGGUCACCUCAACAACCUGGACUACCACGUGUGCGUCAAGGGGGCGGAGGGCUACUGCGGCAUCAUGUACUCGCCGACGGGACCCGAGUCCUUCUUCCUGACGGGGCAGACCAGCUUCAACUACUCGGGGGAGACGGCCAACCUGUUCGGGACGAAGGACUGCCAGGCGGACUACAUCGUGGUGGCCAAGAGUCGCACCCCGGGAGACAACGACCCCUGGAGCCACGACCGGUUCUGUGGACAGGACAUUGGGAACUACGUCAAGGGCCCCAUCGUCAGUUAUUCGACGCCGUUCUACAUGCAGGUGAAGACGGACGCCGACGAGUUCUCCCGCAGCGUCGACAUCGAGAACCGCGGCUUCGAGCUCGAGUACACGCAGCUGCCGUGCUCGGGGCCGUACCUCUUCAACACCGACCAGAAGUACCGCGGCUGAGGUGCCUGCGGGUCCCUGCGGGCGGGUCCCUGCGGGCGGACGGCGGCGCCCUCGGGAGCUCUGGCGUGCCGCGGUAGCGACCUUUUCGAUUAAAUUGUGAUGGACG